CAGGCAAAUUUUUCGGAGAAGCAUGACAGUCAAGGCUGCUCAGCUGAAGUAGAGCAGCGCGCAGAGCACUAAGCUUCGACGACGCUGAUCACCACUCGUUUAUUCGCCACACUGUUUGGCGACGUUUUUUAGUGUUCAUAACUCGGUUCUUUUUGAAGGGUAUCCGUACUACCAGCUAACGUCGGAGUCCGGUCAAAGUAGUCAGGAUCGAAAGAGGAAUUUCUUCUCUUCACGAAGCUAUAUCGCAUGGCCACACCAGGAGCGUCGCACCAUCCAGAGAAGGAGGUUCGGCUGGAGGCAGUGUAUUAGCAUUGUCGAAAAACUAAUAAGACCGAGAGUUGCGCGGAUGGCGGCGCCAGGAGCGUCGCACCAUCUGGAAAAGGAGGUUCGGUUGGAGCCGGACGCCGAGGCUGUGGAGGAAAUCCUCGAGGAUGACGUGGCAGACGAGGAGAAGAAACGCGAAACUACGCGGAAGGAGGGGAGAACGGUAGCGGAGGCGGCAAGGGGGACUGGUGGGAGGAGAGGUGGAGAGGACGGGAGAGGGGAGGGGGGAGAAGGGGAAGAACAGGAGGAAGAGGAGGAGUGGGAGAGGGAGGAGCAUCUAACCAUUGGUGACAUCAUGAAUCGAGCUAUUGCGGAGCAAGCAUUCCCAGGAGGAGCGGUGGCCUUCGGCUCAUCCGAGGGCCCCGUGUUCCACGCCUCCUUCGGCACAUACACCUAUGAUUGCAACCGACCUGUAACAUCACACUCUCUCUGGGACCUCGCCUCACUUACCAAGAUAAUGGCCACUGUUCCCGCUGCCAUGUUUCUGUACGAGAAGGGACUGCUCGACCUCGACGCCCCUGUGCAUCGCUACCUCCCAGCAUUUGGCGCCAACGGCAAGCACGUUGUGGCGGUGCGCAUGCUGCUGACACACACGGCUGGGCUGAGGGAGUUCCACCCCUUCUUCGCCCUCCAGCUCUCCACACGGCAGCAGGUGAUUGAUUUCAUAAUGGCCGACCACCUGUGGUACCCCCCUGUAGUCACGACUCGUUACAGCGACCUCUCCAUGAUCGUGCUGGCGCUCGUCAUCGAGCGAAUCACCGGCUGCCAUCUCAGCGCCUUCGUUCACCGGGAGAUAUUCAGCCCGCUUGGCAUGGCGAGCACGGCGUUCCGACCAAUCCCUGCGCAGGAUUCUUCUGAGUGGACCAAUCCUGUGAAGGACUCACCAAUGCCUGGGGAAGCCGUGUGGGAGAGGAACACUCAGGUGGAUCCCCAGGUGGUCCCAACAGAGGUUGACUCGCUGCAUCGCAAGAAGCUGCUGUGGGGGGAAGUGCACGACCCCACGGCAUGGAUCAUGGGGGGCGCGGCGGGCCAUGCUGGGCUGUUCUCUACCAUCCUCGAUGUCACCAAGUUUGCUCGCUGCAUGCUAGCAGGAGGCACUGACCCAGUGACAGGGCACCAGUUAGUUUCGUCAAGCACUCUCCGUCUCUUCACCACGCCACCUCCCCCCACCGACCACAACCCGCGACCCUUUGCCCUCGGUUGGGACGUGGCAAUCAGAAGGGGCAAGGAUGGAUACACAUCGGCAGGUCGAUUCAUGGGCCCGCGCACCUUUGGUCACACGGGCUUUACUGGCACGUCCCUAUGGAUAGACCCUGAUCGAAACACCUUCGUGGCUCUCCUCUCUAAUGCGGUGCACCCCUCUGUGGACACCCCCACUGCCCUCACUGUUCGCGAUGUGCGCCCGCUCGUUGCCAACGCUGCUGUCAUCACACUCGGCCAACUGGGCCUCCCAAGGCGAGCUCUCACUUGGCAGCUGGGCGCACAGGCAGGCGCACAGACAGCCGAAGGGACGUGGACAGCAGCAGCAGCAUCAUCAGGAGCAGCCGAAGUAGCAGCAGCAGCAGCAGCAGGAGAAGGAGGAGAAGGAGGAGCUGGAGCAGCAGGAAGAGGAGCACGAGGGGGAGUUGCUCCGUUGGUGUCACAUACAGCAGCAGAAGUUGUGAGCAGAGGCGAUGGCAGCCGUCGAUGGGAAGGAAGGGCCAGCAGACCCACGGCAGCAAGGGCACCUGUAGAGGUGGCAAGAGUAGCUGGUGCCGACUCAGAAUCCGCCUCGGUCACUACCCAGGGGAGGAGGUCGGAAGGGGCGUUGCCUGGCGGGGGCAGGCUGGCAGUAGGGUCGCCUCUGCCUCAACACGCAAAACGGCCACACAAGACGCAGGCUAACCAACAGCAGGACCAGACAUGCCGGCAGGACCGGCAGUGUGCAUGUGCGCCUCCCCAAGCAUGCCGACCUCCACUGGGUUGCCAAGAAGCACAGGCGUGCGAGCCAGCAGAGCGAUGCCAGCCCAGCUGGGCGUGUGGAGCAGCAGGCGUGUGCAAUUCAGGUGGGGCAUGCGAGGCGGGUGGGGCAUGUGAGGCGGGUGGGGCAUGUGAGGCGGGUGGGGCAUGUGAGGCGGGUGGGGCAUGUGAGGGGGGUGGGGCAUGUGAGGCGGGUGGGGCAUGUGAGGUGGGUGGGACAUGUGAUUCGGGUGGGGCAUGCGAGGCGGGUGGGGCAUGCAAAGCACGCAGCGCAUGUACAGCAGCAACAGACCCACGUGAGCAACCAUGUGGCCCUAAACAGAGGAUGAGGAUGACCCUAGAAUCCGGUCCUUGUGCGAGGGCUGCAAUAGGGUGCGUGCGCUUGGAGAACUCCGUUCCUUCCACACUAGAAACCCCCGUGAGGGGUAAGCAUGUCAGUAGGUGCCGAGUGGUGGAGUGCGGUUCUGGGGACCUCAAACACUUCGGCUGUGCUGGAGAUUAUAGUGGGGAGGGGUUGGCAAAAGAGGGUUCUUGUAAUGAAGGGGGACAGGCGGGGAAGAAUAUGCCACUGCUUCGGUGGUUCAGGAAGUUCAAGAGGGAGCAGCUGGCACAAGGUGGGCUUGUACUACUUAUAGCCACCUUCAUUAUUGUGUUUUGAAUGGUGCUUCUUCUAGUAGUAGCCUUCAUUAUUGUGUUCAAGUACAAUUCAGUUUCUAAUUCAAGGCCU
Closterium sp. NIES-67 is the source of this 3010-nucleotide messenger RNA. The record is from the annotation of a GenBank genome assembly. NCBI's taxonomy places the organism in Eukaryota, Viridiplantae, Streptophyta, Zygnematophyceae, Desmidiales, Closteriaceae.